Molecule: messenger RNA, 1212 nt
Organism: Cyphellophora attinorum
Lineage: Eukaryota; Fungi; Ascomycota; Eurotiomycetes; Chaetothyriales; Cyphellophoraceae
Exons: 2
Coding region: 1-1212 (403 amino acids)
Biological process (GO): mRNA processing
Cellular component (GO): mitochondrion
Source: RefSeq, a predicted model, not a curated record
AUGUUCAAGUCUUCUCUGCGCCAGGCAGGCCGAACCGCAUUACCAAUUCGCUCAACAAGUACGCCAUCGAUAGCGACCGCACCGCUCUCUUCGUGCACACAUCAACGGCGGCACUCGUCCUCAAAACGGCCUGUGCCUCCUAAUAACGGCUCACCUGAGGUACCGACGGAUGUGAAAGAGGUCUCGCCAUCAGCAACGAAGACUGAAAGCAAAGAUGUCACCAAAGAACGCCCAUCGCGGAAGAAGGCCGCCACAGCAUUGAAGGCGGCCGAAGCUGUUGAGGCGCAGAAUAACUGGACAUCGACCAUGCCUCGUGUGCCCAGCUUACAUCACCUCAGUCCGAAGGAUAUGACCGUAGCUGCCUUCUACGCCACAUACCGACCGAUAUCUAUAACGGGCCCUGGUCCGAAAGAGUUCACCAUGAAGGACGUGGAGAAGAUCUUCCAACCGAAGCCCGCUCGGACGAAAGCAAAAGAGUCCGAGGUGAUGCUUACGCUUUCCUCGGCAGUCGACAACCUGAACAAUGCGAUCGAUUCCCGACAAUCCUCUACAAGCCCAGCUUCGUCCCAGAAAGAGCUGCUCCGCGUCGUCGACAGCGCAGGCAAUUCCUUCAAGAUCGUCCGUGGCAAGGAUAUUCACGCUCAGCCUACGUAUCGCCAUUUCCAACCACCUCCACCACCUGAGCCCUAUACACAAGAACGAAUAUACGCCCUCGCCCAGCAAAACUCGUUUACCGAAACCGAAACCUACGGUGAAGAACUCCUCGCCCAGCACCUGGAGCAGCAAGUCCAGGACCAGGACAGCGAAGGCGUCGUCACCGCUAUGGUCAUUCCCCGUCGCCGCCGGACACGCCGAUUUCAGUCUCACUCCCAGUCGCAAGCUCAAAAGUUCCGUGCCCUUCUCACGCCACAGCCCCACACGCAACACGCGGAGAUCGUGCUCAACACCGCUGCCCUGAGAGAGCACUUCAACUUCUUCACGCCUACGGACCCCACGGCCGUCGCCGAGGAAGCAGCCAAUGUUCUGGCUCACAGAACUGUAACACCAAGGCAACGGCGAGGUCUGGCGGCGGUAGCAGACAAGCAACGGAGACCCAUGGCGUGGCGGCUGAUCAGCGUGAAACGCCAAAGGAAGCUCAAGAUGAAGAAGCAUAAGUAUAAGAAGCUGAUGCGGCGGACGAGGACGUUGAGGAAGCGGCAGGAUAAGAUCUGA